AUGGAGUCUGGGGACAAGGUGGCAGAAGUCCCCUGGCCCACGAUCAGUUAUGGAGCAACAGACUAUGCUCUAAGUGACAGACGUCUUUACUCUCACUUUUUCCGAGUAGUUCAAAAUGACCAUGUCUAUUAUAAGAUUAUAUCCCGGAUUGUGAAACAAUUUGGCUGGACAUGGGUUGGACUCUUUAUAUCAGACGAUGACAGUGGAGAAACAGAGCAGCUGGCUUUGGUGAAUUAUUUGUCUAGUAAUGGUGUCUGUACUGCUUUUGCAAUAAAAAUUAACAUCAAUACACCCAAUCAACCAGAUGCAAUUAUAUCAGCUAAAGAAAUCAUUCAAAAAUCAUCUGCACAAAUUAUCAUAAUUUGUGGUCCAUUUAGUUAUGCAAUUAUUGCACUUUUAAAUAUGGCCGAAGAUGUACUCUAUGGAAAGACGUUAAUUCUCCCUCCUUCUUGGACUGAUAACACUUACCUAACAGAUAUUUAUGUUGAUGCUUUAAAUUGCACUCUGAUUUUAGAACUGUAUCCACUUACGUUUCCACUAUUUGCAAAUUUCACUGAAAAUAUUAAUCCCUCAAUCUAUCCAAAUGACAAAAUUCUUGAAGAUUUAUUUUUAUCAAACUGGCAUUGUUUGUCACCAAAUGCAUCAAAGAACACAUUCUAUGAAACUCUAUAUGGGAAACCUCUUACAAAUUGUACUGGAAAGGGAUAUGGUGUGCGCUCUAAGGAGUUUAUAUAUCGUGGAUUUUCUCCUCGAGUGUAUUUUGCUGUGGGUGUCAUGGCUUCUGCUUUAUAUGAAAUGGAAUCAGAUCUUAAAAAACAAUUGAAUACAACUGAUGUAAAAGAGUACAAUUUUAAACAGCUCCAUCACUACAUAAAACAUUUUGAAAACAUAUUCCCACUUAAUCGUACCUUAUUUUUUGAUGACGUUGGGGAAUUCCCAUUAUAUUAUUACAUUACAAAUGUGAUAAGAUUAGCCAGCAAGUUGACAUUUACACAAAGAGUGGGGCUUUUUACAGAGUGGGAAACUGAAGAUCAACAGCUUUUCAUCACCCCAAACUUAAUAACUUGGAGGAACAAGAAAAAUGAGGUUCCAAGGUCUCAAUGCUCAGAUAACUGUUUGCCAGGAUAUAGGAAAGUACAAAGGCCUGGAUCACAAACCUGCUGUUAUGACUGUGCCCUGUGUCCAGAGGGAGAGAUAUCCAGCACCAUUGACAGUGAAAACUGCAUGAAUUGUCCAUAUAAUGAAUGGCCCAAUGAGAAGAAGAAUCAAUGUAUUCCCAAACAGGAGGAUUUUUUAACAUAUAAUGAUGAUGUGGUUGCUGUUGUUUUCUCAGUUGCCUCCAUUUUGUUUUUCCUGAAAACAUUUUUUAUUUUGGUGGUUUUCAACUUGUUCAAAGACACAGCAAUUGUCAGAGCCAAUAACACAAAUCUCAGCUUUAUUCUCCUUGUCUGCCUCAUGCUGAGCUUCCUUUGUGUGUUUUUGUUCAUUGGUCGUCCUAUGAAUGUCACCUGCAAAAUGCGUCAAACAUCUUUUGCUGUAAUUUUUUCUAUAGCAAUUUCUUCUGUUUUGGGAAAAACCUUCAUGAUUUACUUUGCUUUCAAGGCAACUAAACCUGGGAGUACAUGGAGGAAAUGGGUCAGCGUGAAAAUGUCAAAUUCUGUAGUCAUGAUUUUCUCAUCAUUUCAAAUUAUACUGAAUGUUUUUUGGUUGGUUCUUUCUCCACCCUUUCAAGACAUUGACAUAGACUCUUAUAUUGGAAAGAUCAUCAUUCAGUGCAAUGAAGGCUCAGUUAUUGCCUUCUACUCAGUCCUGGGUUACAUGGGAUUCCUGGCAGCUAUUAGUUUUAUUAUGGCAUUUUUAGCCAGGACAUUACCGGACAGUUUUAAUGAAGCCAAGUACAUCACUUUCAGCAUGCUGGUAUUCUGCAGUGUUUGGAUUGCAAUGAUCCCAGCCUAUCUGAGCACCAAAGGGAAGAACAUGGUGGCGGUGGAGAUUUUUGCCAUAUUAACCUCAACUUCUGGACUUUUAGGGUGUAUAUUUUUUCCAAAAUGUUACAUAAUUCUAUUUCGACCAGAUAUUAAUACAAAAACAAAUUUGCUUGGGAGCAGAAAUAAAACAAUUUCCAUUUAA
This is a messenger RNA of Pelobates fuscus (common spadefoot toad), 2130 nucleotides long. RefSeq names its product vomeronasal type-2 receptor 26-like. The record is from RefSeq and is a predicted model, not a curated record. Gene Ontology annotation, molecular function: G protein-coupled receptor activity. The transcript has 5 exons. Gene Ontology annotation, cellular component: plasma membrane. Gene Ontology annotation, biological process: G protein-coupled receptor signaling pathway. NCBI's taxonomy places the organism in Eukaryota, Metazoa, Chordata, Amphibia, Anura, Pelobatidae. The coding region runs from base 1 to 2130 and encodes 709 amino acids.